This is a messenger RNA of Cephus cinctus (wheat stem sawfly), 2524 nucleotides long. It is a transcript of the gene tank, whose product is annotated as etoposide-induced protein 2.4 homolog. Gene Ontology annotation, biological process: macroautophagy. The record is from RefSeq and is a predicted model, not a curated record. The transcript has 6 exons. Gene Ontology annotation, cellular component: endoplasmic reticulum. NCBI's taxonomy places the organism in Eukaryota, Metazoa, Arthropoda, Insecta, Hymenoptera, Cephidae. The coding region runs from base 405 to 1358 and encodes 317 amino acids.
GUCAAGCUUUCUUGGGUUAUAAGAGCUAUGUAUCUCUGUCGCAAGAUUUGGCAUCAUCAACUACAGUUGCGAAAUUACAAAAUAAUAGAUAACGCGUGCUCUCUACCUACAGCUUAUAUUGAAAAGGAAUAAGAUAUCGGGGAUCAGACGUGGGUCCUCGAAAAUAGACAGUGUUCCCGGGAAUUUUUAUAUUUUUAGAUGAUAAAUCGUUUAUGUGAAAUUCUAAUCAUUCUUCCCUUAUUAUGGGUUUGAGCGUCUUUGCUGAAUAGUUGAAGCGUCAUAUAAUUCGUCGUAGUGUUCGUACUUUGAACCCACGAAACGAGUUGUAAAUGUCUCCAUUGUCAGGGUGAGGAAAAUAUAUGGGAUGUGCGUUGAUAUAAGUAUGUCAAUAUAGCAUUAAAAAUAUGGACAACAUAACGGGAAUAUUGCGUGCUAUGUGCCGUGGAUUUAUGGACAGUCUAAAGGGUGCUGUGGUUCUUUUCUAUAUGGAUAAACAGAUCAACGAGAAAACAUUUCAGAAUUCACCAUCAAGACUGGAUUCUCAUAGACGAGAUGAUGGUGCUCGGUCUUCAGGAAAACGGCCAAAAGAACAACGAGAAUCAAAGGUUCUAAAGAGAACGAUACAAUGUUGCGCAUUAAAUGGUGGCGUAUUUUGGGCUAGCAUCCUCAUCUUUGAAUGUGGACUGCUUCCUUUUCUAAAAUAUUUAUUGAACAUUGUGUUUGGUCACUCGUCAGGUAUGAGUGCGACAGUCUGGGCCUGGACAAAACCAUUUUUAUCUCUUACCUUUGGGACAGUAUGGGUUUUACCCUUGUUUCUACUUAGCAGAAUAGUCAACAGCUUGUGGUUUCAGGACAUAGCAGAUAGUGCAUACAGAUAUAGACAAGGAAGACCUCUUCUCCUUUCGAGUGUGAGUAAACUGGUAGCAGACACACUUUUCAGCGUGCUGGUUCAAGCUUUGUUUCUUGGCCAAGGGAUGCUAGUGUCUAAAGUGCCAUUACCUCCUAUUGGGGACCUUUUGGCUCUUAUCCAUAUGUGCCUUUUGUAUGCCCUCUAUGCCUUUGAAUAUAAAUGGUUCAAUAUGGGCUGGGAGCUUCAUAGACGACUGACUUUUAUUGAAGCCAAUUGGCCAUAUUUUGUUGGAUUCGGGAUGCCGUUAGCAGUGCUCACGCAGUUGCCUAAUUCAUAUGUUAUAAGUGGCUGUGUAUUCUCUAUUCUUUUCCCACUGUUUAUUAUAAGUGGGAAUGAAGCUGAACCUGUGACUGGAGUGUGUGAUUGUCCACUAAAACUGUUUUCUCCAGUUAUCGCUAUUGCGAAUACACUUUUCAACAAAACCAUUGGUCCCGCCAAUAGACGGUGACAGUUGAAAAUACGUGAAUUUCCAAAGUAAACGAGCCAACAUGAAAAAUCUAUUUAUCCGUAAGUUCAUAAAAAAUAUAUAUUUAUAUAUAUAUUCCUCAUGACAGAAAAUGUAUAUCCGAUUUUUUUUAUAUGUAAGAGGUGCUAUGAUCUAUUAAUAGCAUAAUUGAAAAUGAUUACUCUUUAUCGCUCUAAGAUUUUAAGAUUUUAACGUACCGCGUCGAAUUUCCUUUAUUUGCCUUACUGACUUAGUUAUACAUAUACUUCAGUUUUAUAAACGAUCUACUCGUUGCCUGGAACCACGAUUGAAGCUAUGAUGAUUUCCAUCUUUGUAUAAUAUAUUGAAUACAAAAAUUCGUAGCGCUUAUGGUUGAUUUCUCAAAUGUAAGUGAAUGCAGCAAGUAUUGCACAUUGUGCAAAUGCAUAGACAAAAUAUAAUUUGGUUGCUAUAUGACAAACCAUGUCUUCAUUAGUCUUAGGCAUACGAAAAUAUACAAUAGAAAUAAUUAGCGAUAACGUGAUAUAACAUACAGAAGAGAGUGAAAAUAGAAAUGUAUGUUAAGUUUUGUUUUUCUCGGGAAUGGCAGUACAAUAGUGUAGCUAGCAUUUGCACUAUUACAUUUAACUGAUCAUACAUUUAACGCCAAUGUGAUGUGUUAGAAUUACAAAGGCUCCUUAAUUCUUUAUGAGUAUUGGGAAUGUUGCAAUUCUGAGCUCCUUCGUUUCCCAAAAUAACUACUAAAGUACUAGAAACAUGAAAAAUGAUUGAAAUUUGGUACGUGACAAUACACGUACUUCAUAAUGUAUAAUAUACUUGCCUGACAUAAAACAUUAAGGGUACAUAACGUGCGCCCACAAGAAUAUUUUAGAUUAUCAGUUUAUUAAGAUUGUUCGACAUGCAAAGCUUUACUAUAUAUAUAUAUAUAUAUAUAUAUAUAUAUAUAUAUACACGCCUAUAAUUAAUAUAGCAAUCUGUGCUCUGGAAUUGCAGGCAAACCUGUGCGCCUUGUAGUACGCUCAUUUUAAGGAAAAUAGGUAUAGAAAUGUAAAAGACGCAUAGCAAUUUCCUUUGUAUCAAUUUGUGAUAACUAUUAUUUAUAAUAAUAUAAUUGCAGUCAGCCAAUUGUACAUACAAUUUCAUUGUAAAAUAAAUGUUUUUGUAUGCUA